AAGUUAUUUCUGCAAAAAAACCUUCAAAAUUCUCUAUUAAUCUACUGGUUCAGGUAACUGUAUAUAUACGAUACCUUUAUGAGUGGCUAAUACUCCUCUUUAUGGUGCUUUUUUGAGGAAAAUGUGCGUAUUUUGAACCACAUUCAUCAAAGUUGUUUACCUUGGUCACUGGUUGCUGUUGGUUGUCAAGGAUAAGAGAGAUUUGCAUUUGAGGCGAAAGGCGGCUGAAAACAUCGAAUAUGAGGUUCAAGACUCACGUAUUAAAAGAAUCAAAACAUAAGGAUCUUGUAAGUUGUGUCGGUUGGACAUCAGCUGAUGAGCUGUUUUCUAGUGGAGAUGAUCACAGCAUAUUGAAAUGGAAUCUGUUAUCAGAUGAAACCACACAGGUCAUGAAAUUGCCAGCAGAGAUCUUUCCAACUGACAUACACUGGUUUCCACGUGGCGCUGGAGGAAAAAAACAAAGUCAGUCAGAGCUUUUUGUCCUCACCUCAACAGAUGGUAAAUUCCACUUGAUAUCUCGGAAUGGUCGUAUUGAGAAAUCCGUUGAAGCUCACAGGGGUGCUGUGCUGUCUGGAAGAUGGAGCCUUGAUGGAUCAGCAAUGGUGACAGUUGGAGAAGAUGGCCAAGUAAAGAUAUGGUCUAGGAGUGGAAUGUUAAGAUCAACACUGGUUCAAGCAGGGACCCCAGUAUAUUCUGUAUCAUGGAGCCCAGACUCUGACCAGAUUCUUCACACAAGUGGAAAGCAGUUAGUGAUUAAACCUUUACAAGCUGCUGCUAAACCAGUGCAGUGGAAAGCUCAUGAUGGAAUUGUGUUAAAAGUGGACUGGAAUCCUAUCAAUAACUUGAUCAUAUCUGGGGGAGAAGACUGCAAAUAUAAGGUCUGGGACAGUUACGGCAGAGUGUUGUAUUCCAGCAUGUUGCAUGAAUAUCCUAUUACCAGUAUUUCAUGGGCUCCAGAUGGUGAACUCUUUGCUGUUGGGUCUUUUAAUACUCUGAGACUCUGUGACAAAACUGGGUGGUCAUACACUCUGGAGAAACCCAAUACUGGCUCAAUCUUUAACAUUUCCUGGUCAAGUGAUGGAACACAGCUUGCUGGUGCUUGUGGGAAUGGACAAGUUAUCUUUGCUCAUGUCAUUGAAAGACGUCUCGAGUGGAAAAACUUUGAAGUAACAGUAACAGACCGCAAGAGCAUUCUCGUCAGAGAUGUAAUGAAUGAUGUGAAGGAAUCAUUGGACUUCCGAGAUCGUAUUAUCAAGACUUCAUUGGCUUUCAACCACCUUGUUGUAGCAACAACAUCUCAGUGCUACAUAUACAGUGUCAGAAACUGGAACACACCAAUGAUAUUUGACCUCAAGAAUGGAAACAUCACCCUUAUUGUCCAGACUGAAAAACACUUUCUUCUAGUUGAUGACUCAGGACUUCAAGUUUACUCAUAUGAGGGUCGUUUAACCUGUGUUCCAAAGUUUCAAGGGCUAAGGACUGACACCUUGAAUGAACAAACUUGUACAUUAAGCAAUGAUACACUUGCAGUCAAAGAUCGCAAAGAUGAGAAAGUUAUCCAUUUAUUUGAAACUCAGACAGGAAAGCCAGUUGGAAGUGGCCAGCCAAUCCAACACUCUCUGGAAGUAAUGGAGAUUUCUCUGAGCCAGUGUGGUCAGACUAGUGACAGGCAACUGGCCAUUAUUGAUAAAAACAGAGAUCUUUAUCUUACACCUGUCAAACACAUUGGUCCAGCUGAAAGAUUGGUUAAACUUGGAACAAUGAUAACAACCAUGGCAUGGAAUGACAACACAAACAUGUUAUCAGCAUUCCAGGAUGGUAGAUUUAUUGUUUGGUACUAUCCAAGUGCUGUGUACGUUGAUCAGGAUAUCCUGCACAAAACACUUCUUGAGAAAGAUUCCAGUGAUUUUGGAAAGAACCCCCAGAUCGUCAGCUUCCUGGAAAAUCACUGCACAAUGAGAAGAGCUGAUGGCUCCCUGUGCAGCACAAUAAUUUCACCAUAUCCUUCAAUGCUACACAAGUAUGCCAGUGAGUCAAAGUGGCAAGAUGGUAUUCGACUUUGCAGAUUUGUAAAGGACACUGUUUUGUGGGCAUGUUUAGCGACAAUGGCUGCUUAUGCAAAGGAUCUCAACACGGCAGAGACAGCAUAUGCUGCUAUAGAUGAGGCUGACAAAGUCCAAUACAUCAAUCACAUCAAGGAAAUUCCUACUAAAGAGGGAAGGAAUGCUGCCAUGGCAUUGUUCUGCAGACAGACUCAAGAAGCAGAGACAAUUCUCCUACAAGCUGGACUCAUUUACAGAGCAAUACAGAUGAACAUAGAUCUCUUUAACUGGGACAGGGCCCUUGAACUUGCUGUUAAGCACAAGACUCAUGUGGACACAGUUCUAGCACACAGACAGAAAUAUCUGGAGAACUUUGACAGGAAGGAAACAAGCAAACGUUUUCUUCAGUAUGCACAAGGGGUGGAAGUUGACUGGGACAAAAUCAAAGCCAAGGUUGAAAUGGAGCUACAGAAAGAGGCAGCAAGCAAGUUGAUUGCCAACAAAGUUGUGUUCAACUUUUCAUCUGUCACUGCUCAGCUGUUUUGUAGCAAAUACAGCAAGUACAAGAUGGCGGCCAACAUGGCUAUUCUUUUAGAAAGAAAAUUGUUUUUCCGAUUUCUCGGCGCCAAAAGUAGGAAGCAAUUAGUUUGGAAUUUUGGUUCCAACUAUACUACUGGCCCAAGAGCAAUUAAGAAGGUUGUCAUUGCCAACAGAGGUGAGAUUGCCUGUCGUGUCAUGAAAACAGCCAAGAAAAUGGGGAUAAGAACAGUUGCUGUGUACAGUGAUGCAGAUGAAAAUUCCAUGCAUGUAGACACAGCUGAUGAAGCCUUUCACAUUGGGGCAGCUGCAUCUCGAGAAAGUUAUUUGAAAAUGGAGAAAAUCAUUGAAGUUGCCAUCAAAAGUGGAGCACAGGCCAUUCAUCCAGGCUAUGGCUUUUUAUCAGAGAAACCAGAAUUUGCUGAGCUUUGUGAGAAAGAAGGGGUAAUAUUUAUUGGACCACCAGCUUCAGCGAUCAGAGAUAUGGGUAUAAAGAGUACAUCAAAGGCCAUCAUGGGUAAUGCUGGAGUGCCAAUCAUUGAAGGUUACCAUGGUGAUGACCAAUCAGAUGAGAGAUUGAGACAGGAGGCAGAGAAAAUAGGAUAUCCUGUCAUGCUCAAGGCUGUCAGAGGUGGAGGAGGAAAGGGGAUGAGAAUUGUAAUGAAGCCUGAGGAUUUUGAUGAUGCCCUUGAGUCAGCUAGAAGGGAAUCUUUAAAGUCCUUCAAUGAUGACAACAUGUUGGUGGAGAAGUUUGUAGACACUCCCAGACAUGUAGAGGUUCAAGUAUUUGCUGACACCUUUGGCAACACAGUGUACUUGUUUGAGAGGGACUGCAGUGUUCAAAGAAGACAUCAGAAAAUCAUUGAAGAGGCUCCUGCCCCAGGUGUAUCCUCUGAGGUGCGGCAGAAAAUUGGUGAGGCAGCUGUGAGGGCAGCGGAGGCAGUUGGUUAUGUUGGAGCAGGUACUGUUGAGUUCAUUAUGGAUAAAGACCAAAAUUUCUACUUCAUGGAAAUGAACACACGUUUACAGGUUGAGCAUCCUGUGUCAGAGAUGAUCACAGGACAGGAUCUGGUGGAGUGGCAGCUGAGAGUCGCUGCAGGUGAAGCCUUACCACUCACACAGGAGGAUAUCAAGCUAACAGGACACUCGUUUGAGGCUAGAAUUUAUGCUGAAGAUCCUGAUAGUGAUUUUCUCCCAGGCGCAGGCCCUCUAUUGCACCUUUCAACACCGCAACCAUCUGACACAAUCAGAGUCGAAACAGGAGUACGACAAGGUGACGAAGUAUCAGUGCAUUAUGAUCCAAUGAUAGCAAAACUUGUAGUUUGGUCAGAAAGCAGGGACCAAGCUCUGAGUUUGUUGAAAGAGUCUCUGCAGAAGUAUCAUAUCGUGGGACUGAACACAAAUAUCGGUUUCUUGUCAAAUCUGUGUGAACACAGCCAUUUCAAGGAGGGUGACGUUCACACUGAUUUUAUUAAGCAACAUUAUCAAGACCUAUUCCCAGUAAAAACACCGCUGAGCCACGAAAUACUGGCGCAAGCAAGCUUGGGACUCUUAUUACUCGAGAGACAGGAGCAGGAAAAACGAGCUGCGCUCUCUUCUGAUCCGUUUUCAGUGUGGAAUUCUAAUGUGAGCUUCAGACUCAAUAAUGUUGCGAAGAGAAAAAUACGACUUGACGAUGGUGAUAGAAAGGUUUACAUCAUUGUUUCCUACAACAAGGAUGGAACUUAUAAUUUAGAGAUCGAUGGCCGUCGCAUGCACGUUAAAGGCAAGCUACAGACAGAAGAAUCACGAGUUAGCCUCACAGCUAAUGUGGAUGGACGUGUCUUCAAGUCUUGGCUUGUUGACUUGGAGGGAACCCUGCAUAUAUUUACCAAGGAUGGCUGUCACAAAUUACAACGCCCUGUUCCCAAGUUCUUGAGGGGCGGUCCAUCAGCUGUCUCCCAAGGUUCUGCGGUAGCACCAAUGACAGGCACUGUUGUAAAGGUUUUCGUGGAGCCAGGACAGACGGUCAAAGAGGGCGAGACGCUAGUUGUCAUGGAAGCUAUGAAAAUGGAGCACGUAAUUCGGGCCCCGAAAUCUGGUGUGAUAGAAAAAGUGUUUUACUCUUCUGGCCAAGCUGUGAAUAGGCAUGCGCAGCUAGUACAAUUCCAGGAACAGGGAGAGGAACAAAAAUCUGAAGACGACGACGAGGAAGGGCCUGAGGCCGAGUGAAAAAAAUUGACAUCGCGCGGACUGGCCUGGUGGCUGGUUACGAUUGUUAGAGGCAACUCCAAAGUUAAUAUUGCGUUACAAAGAUUUGAAUCACCCAAUUGCGGUUGUGGUCAUCAAUUUGAUGAGACAGAUAGAUGAGAAGUACUAUAAAUUCCUCGUUUUCUUUCAACGGAGU
Messenger RNA from Pocillopora verrucosa, 4965 nucleotides. RefSeq names its product intraflagellar transport protein 80 homolog. Gene Ontology annotation, cellular component: intraciliary transport particle B; centrosome; cilium. The record is from RefSeq and is a predicted model, not a curated record. Gene Ontology annotation, molecular function: ATP binding; protein binding; metal ion binding. Lineage: Eukaryota; Metazoa; Cnidaria; Anthozoa; Scleractinia; Pocilloporidae. Gene Ontology annotation, biological process: cilium assembly.